This is a messenger RNA of Cajanus cajan (pigeon pea), 976 nucleotides long. The record is from RefSeq and is a predicted model, not a curated record. NCBI's taxonomy places the organism in Eukaryota, Viridiplantae, Streptophyta, Magnoliopsida, Fabales, Fabaceae.
UAUAAAAGAAAAAGAAAAAGAAAAUGGGAAAAUCACAAUCCCUGGAAGCCCCCAAGUGUUAGAAUUUCUUGACAUUGAAGGUACCCUUCUCUUUUGUUGCUUGACCCUCAAUCAAAGACCCAUCUUUUCCGUUUUGCGUAGGGAACUUCAGCACUGAAGCCCUAAUCACCAUAUCCACCACCCCUUUUGUUUCUUCUUCUAUUCCAACAUGGGUCGCGAAAGUGUGUUCCUUCCAACCACUGCCUCCACCACAGUGAACCCAGUGGCAGCACCACCUACCUCCCUUGCUCCUGGCUUCAGGUUCCACCCAACUGAUGAGGAACUUGUUAUUUACUACCUCAAACGCAAGGUUUCAGGAAAACCUUUUAGAUUCGAUGCUAUAUCUGAGGUUGACAUAUACAGGAGCGAGCCCGGGGACCUGGCAGAUAAGUCAAGGCUGAAGACCAGGGACCAGGAGUGGUAUUUUUUCAGUGCAUUGGACAAGAAAUAUGGGAAUGGGGGGAGGAUGAACAGGGCUACGGGCAAAGGGUAUUGGAAAGCCACUGGGAAUGAUCGACAAGUGAAGCAUGAAGAAAGGGUUGUGGGGUUGAAGAAAACUUUGGUGUUUCAUAGUGGACGGGCUCCGGAUGGCAAGAGGACUAAUUGGGUCAUGCAUGAGUACAGGCUUACUGAAAAGGAGAUGGAGAGGAUUGGGACUGGAUCCUCUCAGCCCCAGGAUGCGUAUGUUUUGUGUAGAGUAUUUCACAAAAAUAACAUAGGACCUCCGAAUGGGCAACGAUAUGCUCCCUUCAUUGAAGAAGAAUGGGAUGAUGCAGCGGGAAUGGUUCCAGGGGUAGAGCCUGUGGAUAAUGGCUAUGUUGCCCACCAACCGCGUGUUGAAGGAAAUGGUGUUUUAUGCACUGAAGUUGUACAGGUUAGUUGCCUCCAUUUUUUCCGGUUUAUAUUCAAUGUUUGUUAUUAAUAAUUAAUUUUUUGU